Chelmon rostratus (copperband butterflyfish) is the source of this 678-nucleotide messenger RNA. It is a transcript of the gene hes3, whose product is annotated as hairy-related 3. Gene Ontology annotation, biological process: regulation of neurogenesis; regulation of transcription by RNA polymerase II; anterior/posterior pattern specification. The record is from RefSeq and is a predicted model, not a curated record. The transcript has 4 exons. Gene Ontology annotation, molecular function: protein dimerization activity; DNA-binding transcription factor activity, RNA polymerase II-specific; RNA polymerase II cis-regulatory region sequence-specific DNA binding. Lineage: Eukaryota; Metazoa; Chordata; Actinopteri; Chaetodontiformes; Chaetodontidae. Gene Ontology annotation, cellular component: nucleus. The coding region runs from base 1 to 678 and encodes 225 amino acids.
AUGGUGGCUAAGACAGACUGCGCAGAAAAGUCCAAACCCAUCGCUGGAAACAAGGUGUCCAAACCGCUCAUGGAAAAGAAACGAAGAGCUCGCAUAAACAAGUGUUUGGACCAGUUAAAAUCCCUGCUGGAGAGCUACUACAGCACCAGCAUUCGAAAGCGCAAACUGGAGAAGGCAGACAUCUUGGAGCUCACUGUGAAACAUCUAAGGAACCUCCAAAAGAUCCAGAGCUUCGCUGCCGCUGCUUCCGAGUUCCCCGAUUACCAAACUGGCUUUCGCAGCUGCCUGGCAAACGUCGACCAGUAUUUGCUGAUGGCAGACAACUUGAACGGGAGCGACCGCUGGAUGUUAUCGCAGCUUUCCAGUAAACUGUGCCGCUCCCGGGCACGGGGGGCAGUCUUCAGCACCAUGGACAGCGGCCUGGGCCAAGCUGAGACACGGGACGAGGCGCCGAGACUUCUUCCAUCUGCAGCCGGACCUGAGGAGAGAAAAACGGCCAAAUCUAAAGCCGAGACACCGGACAGCACAAGCAUGCCUCCUUCAUUACGGAGCGAAGGAAACAAACAGAUGACCGCCACACGACACACUCAGAACAGCUCCGGCCACAAGAAGCUUCACUCCGUCAGUCACAGGAAUGAAGGCGCAAACGCUCAGCGCAACGUGUGGCGGCCUUGGUAG